This is a messenger RNA of Rodentolepis nana, 1827 nucleotides long. The record is from the annotation of a GenBank genome assembly. NCBI's taxonomy places the organism in Eukaryota, Metazoa, Platyhelminthes, Cestoda, Cyclophyllidea, Hymenolepididae.
AUGUCUGUAGUAAGUCGCGCUUCUAGGAAUUCUCCAUCAAAAGAAAAGAAACUACUGGAGCAAUUAAUAAUUCAGGACUCCGAACAGGCUGCAAGGAUUAGUGAAUUCAAAAAAGAGCAUCGCAUAAUCUGUCAAUUUUUGAGCACAUGGGACCCCAAAACCCAUGAACAGACCUCCAACAAACCCCAUCAGCAACCAAUCAACCUGGAUUUGAGUGACCCAACUUCAAGUACAAAGUCCCAAGAAGAGCCGAUUGGAAUUCCACAUUUUUCCAUUCAAUCGAGGUUAGACUGUGAGCUUAAUGACACAAUGACUGAACCAAUUGCUAUCAAAAAUGGUGAGGUUAUCAGGGAGAAGCCAAACAUGGCGGUUGUUGUUGAUAAACUACUAUCAAAUCUACCUAGUCAUGAGGAGAUUAAACAGGCUCUUGGAUAUGGCCCACUUGAAUUUAGUAUUCCAGAUCCAAUUACGUACGAGGUGGUUAGAAAACCUUCAAGGAGCGAUGAACGUGAAAAGAAAACGAUCUUUACCAUUGUAAAGCCAACAGGACUAAUUAAAACUAUGGGGACGGUGGAUACUCCUAGGAGUUCAAGUCGGAUGUCUGUAGUAAGUCGCGCUUCUAGGAAUUCUCCAUCAAAAGAAAAGAAACUACUGGAGCAAUUAAUAAUUCAGGACUCCGAACAGGCUGCAAGCUAUCGUUGGAUUGUGCCUGCAAACGACCGAAUUGAGCUCACAAUUCGAUUCAAUCCUCCAAAACAGGGAAUCUUCAAGGACAUUCUCAAAUUCAUGCUUGCGAGAACAAAUUCUUGCAUGGAAAUUGAGUGCCAAGGCUACUGUCAAGCACCAAGACUUAUUGUGGAUCCGAAUUGUGUAUUUUCAAGCGUUGAAGCCAGAUGCCCAUCCGAUAAAUUUCUAAGGAAGUCGUACAUCUUGGAGCGCAACCGCUUUGAAUUCGGAACUCUGCUGGCUUCAAAAUCUCGUGAAAAAAUUCUGAUAGGUGAAUACAAAGAGAACAUCGCGCAAUUACAAUUUAAAAAUGAGGGUCUUCAUGAUGUUGAAGUUGCUUUUGACUUUGGGGAAAAUGAAGGUGGCAAUUUUGCGGUAGCUCCAUCAGAAUUAAGCAUUCUUAAAAAUGAAACCAAAUCAAUAUCAGUUUUCGCGCUUCCAAAUUCCGUAUCACCUGUAACAAGUACGCUUAUUGGUAGGAUCGAGAACAACCCAGAACCAAUCCUUUUCCACUUUUCUGCGGAGGGAGUUUUGCCUGAUCUCUCGUUCCAAACAAGGGCUGUUGACUUUGGAAGGUUGCCCCUUAAUUAUACCAAAAGGCAGACCGUGCAAAUUUCUAAUCCCACAGCAAUACCAAUUUCAUGGAAAAUUGAAAAGAUUGGGGCUGCAAAAAACGCGGAAUUAGAAGUCUAUCCUUCUUCUGGAACACUCAAAUUUCUUAAUGAAAAAGCAAGUGUCACUGUAGAAUAUACCUCACCUUCGAUUCCAGAAGCGGUAUCGAUAAAGGAGGCUUUCCGAUUUACUGUAACAGAUAUCAGAGAAUUGUGUGAUUCAAUAGUAAUAAAACCGUAUAUCAGUGUCCAGGCGGAAGCGGUGAAUCCCAAUUUUGAAAUAGGUCGGCUGAAUGAAGAUGGAAUCGAUUUUGGUCUCUUGAAAUUUGGCGACAAGGUGAAGAAAUCGAUAGAACUUAGAAAUGGAGGCCCAUUUAAAUUGCGCUAUAAAUUUGUCCACACUCAACUGCAAAAUUUUCAAUGUCCCUUUGAGCUUAGUUCCGACUCAGGAAACCUUCCACCGGGGCAGAAUAUUUCAAUCACAGUAUGA